Dicrocoelium dendriticum is the source of this 2235-nucleotide messenger RNA. The record is from the annotation of a GenBank genome assembly. Lineage: Eukaryota; Metazoa; Platyhelminthes; Trematoda; Plagiorchiida; Dicrocoeliidae.
AUGAGCGGUGGGGGGGGGGGGGGGGGGGGGGGGGGGGGGGGGGGGGGGGGGGGGGGGGGGGGGGGGGGGGGGGGGGGGGGGGGGGGGGGGGGGGGGGGGGGGGGGGGGGGGGGGGGGGGGGGGGGGGGGGGGGUGGGGGGGGGGGGGGGGGGGGGGGGGGGGGGGGGGGGGGGGGGGGGGGGGGGGAGGGGGGGGGGGGGGUGGGGGGGGGGGGGGGGGGGGGGGGGUGGGGGGGGGGGGGGGGGGGGGGGGGGGGGGGGGGGGGGGGGGGGGGGGGGGGGGGGGGGGGGGGGGGGGGGGGGGGGGGGGGGGGGGGGGGGGGGGGGGGGGGGGGGGGGGGGGGGGGGGGGGGGGGGGGGGGGGGGGGGGGGGGGGGGGGGGGGGGGGGGGGGGGGGUGGGGGGGGGGGGGGGGGGGGGGGGGGGGGGGGGGGGGGGGGGGGGGGGGGGGGGGGGGGGGGGGGGGGGGGGGGGGGGGGGGGGGGGGGGGGGGGGGGGGGGGGGGGGGGGGGGGGGGGGGGGGGGGGGGGGGGGGGGGGGGGGGGGGGGGGGGGGGGGGGUGGGGGGGGGGGGGGGGGGGGGGGGGGGGGGGGGGGGGGGGGGGGGGGGGGGGGGGGGGGGGGGGGGGGGGGGGGGGGGGGGGGGGGGGGGGGGGGGGGGGGGGGGGGGGGGGGGGGGGGGGGGGGGGGGGGGGGGGGGGGGGGGGGGGGGGGGGGGGGGGGGGGGGGGGGAGGGGGGGGGGGGGGGGGGGGGGGGGGGGGGGGGGGGGGGGGGGGGGGGGGGGGGGGGGGGGGGGGGGGGGGGGGGGGGGGGGGGGGGGGGGGGGGGGGGGGGGGGGGGGGGGGGGGGGGGGGGGGGGGGGGGGGGGGGGGGGGGGGGGGGGGGGGGGGGGGGGGGGGGGGGGGGGGGGGGGGGGGGGGGGGGGGGGGGGGGGGGGGGGGGGGGGGGGGGGGGGGGGGGGGGGGGGGGGGGGGGGGGGGGGGGGGGGGGGGGGGGGGGGGGGGAGGGGGGGGGGGGGGGGGGGGGGGGGGGGGGGGGGGGGGGGGGGGGGGGGGGGGGGGGGGGGGGGGGGGGGGGGGGGGGGGGGGGUGGGGGGGGGGGGGGGGGGGGGGGGGGGGGGGGGGGGGGGGGGGGGGGGGGGGGGGGGGGGGGGGGGGGGGGGGGGGGGGGGGGGGGGGGGGGGGGGGGGGGGGGGGGGGGGGGGGGGGGGGGGGGGGGGGGGGGGGGGGGGGGGGGGGGGGGGGGGGGGGGGGGGGGGGGGGGGGGGGGGGGGGGGGGGGGGGGGGGGGGGGGGGGGGGGGGGGGGGGGGGGGGGGGGGGGGGGGGGGGGGGGGGGGGGGGGGGGGGGGGGGGGGGGGGGGGGGGGGGGGGGGGGGGGGGGGGGGGGGGGGGGGGGGGGGGGGGGGGGGGGGGGGGGGGGGGGGGGGGGGGGGGGGGGGGGGGGGGGGGGGGGGGGGGGGGGGGGGGGGGGGGGGGGGGGGGGGGGGGGGGGGGGGGGGGGGGGGGGGGGGGGGGGGGGGGGGGGGGGGGGGGGGGGGGGGGGGGGGGGGGGGGGGGGGGGGGGGGGGGGGGGGGGGGGGGGGGGGGGGGGGGGGGGGGGGGGGGGGGGGGGGGGGGGGGGGGGGGGGGGGGGGGGGGGGGGGGGGGGGGGGGGGGGGGGGGGGGGGGGGGGGGGGGGGGGGGGGGGGGGGGGGGGGGGGGGGGGGGGGGGGGGUGGGGGGGGGGGGGGGGGGGGGGGGGGGGGGGGGGGGGGGGGGGGGGGGGGGGGGGGGGGGGGGGGGGGGGGGGGGGGGGGGGGGGGGGGGGGGGGGGGGGGGGGGGGGGGGGGGGGGGGGGGGGGGGGGGGGGGGGGGGGGGGGGGGGGGGGUGGGGGGGGGGGGGGGGGGGGGGGUGGGGGGGGGGGGGGGGGGGGGGGGGGGGGGGGGGGGGGGGGGGGGGGGGGGGGGGGGGGGGGGGGGGGGGGGGGGGGGGGGGGGGGGGGGGGGGGGGGGGGGGGGGGGGGGGGGGGGGGGGGGGGGGGGGGGGGGGGGGGGGGGGGGGGGGGGGGGGGGGGGGGGGGGGGGGGGGGGGGGGGGGGGGGGGGGGGGGGGGGGGGGGGGGGGGGGGGGGGGGGGGGGGGGGGGGGGGGGGGGGGGGGGGGGGGGGGGGGGGGGGGGGGGGGGGGGGGGGGGGGGGGGGGGGGGGGGGGGGGGGGGGGGGACAUCCUGCUGGGAGUGAAGAGCCCGGAUAAUUCAUGA